AUGAGUAAGAAUGUCGAACAGAUACGGCAAGAAAAAGUGCUCAGAUCUCCGUUCCUUGCAAAGGAUCUAGCUGUUCAAGGCUCCUUUAUCCACAAAAAAGGCGGGUUUCAAGAACAAGCCUUCAGGAGCUCCUCUUAUCAUCCCUUACAAGUCCUGGUUCGCGUCAGCCAAAGGAAAGAAGAGGAAGGAAAGAAACCAUGGAUAAAAGCACAGGAUUACGAUGGAGAGCCAAGGGCAGUUUCCCCGAGGCAAAUGAAUGCUCUAACCAUCACAAUGUCGGCACUAUUCUCCGAAUACACAUCUGCAGCGGGGGAAAUUAUUGAGGUCUCGUCAUGGAUCAGGAUGGUUGGAUGUGGCUGCGAACUGCGGCCCACAAUGAUGGACCGUGGUGACCCGGUGACUUUGUAUUUCAUGUUGGGCAGGCGGCUCGUAUCUUGUUUCGAGCACUCUAGACCCCAUAAACCAUAUGGAAUCGAUGGAUAA
Paracoccidioides lutzii Pb01 is the source of this 483-nucleotide messenger RNA. RefSeq lists its product as hypothetical. The transcript is spliced from 2 exons. The record is from RefSeq and is a predicted model, not a curated record. Bases 1 to 483 code for a protein of 160 amino acids.